CGUUGCGUAAUUAAUCAAAGAAUCUAUCCUUCUUCGUGAAAUGGGCUGUUCUCUCUCAUUCAUUACGUGAAAUAUUCACUCAUUUCAUUCAAUUGCAUGUGGAUUCAUCGUCCUCUAAAGUUAUAAAAUACAAAAAUAGCAGCUGCAGCUGGAUCUGUGCACAAUCUCCUUCUUCUACUCUACUCAACUCUGCCACUCCCACCGUUCCUUUUAAUAUUCAGUGAUGAACUGAGGAUCAAAUUCGAUUUGGUUGUUUCAAGCUAUUCAUAGUUGCCCCCUGAUUUCUGGGUUUUGGGUUUUGGGUUUUGGGUUUUUUCACUCCUCCGCUCUUUGCUCCGUCGACGAGUUUGAGAAUGUCAAAGCCUUUGCACCGAGGAGCUUCUGGGGCAAGGAUUUGUGAGGGCGGCCAUGACUUGGAUAGAGCUGAAAACGGAGAUUUGGAUGACAGAGAUUUUUCAAAUCAUAGUGACAUUUUGUGUAGGUUUCCAUUUGGAUUAUCUUCACCCAAAACAACUCCUUCUAAAUAUGGUUGUCACGAGAAUAGCUUCUUGUCUGAUUCAUUCAUAGCGGGAACUCUAAGAAGUCGGCACAAGUUGGCCAAACAAAUUUKGAACUUUAGCAUACCGAUGAUUGUACUCGUAAUUAUCUUUGGAUUAUUUUGGUGGUCUGUAUCCAUUUCAAUCAAAUCCAGACUUCACACUGUUCGUAGUUAUGAUAAAAUACAAGAACAGGUUGUUUUGUACCUUUCUGAMAUUGGGGAGCUUGCUCUUGGUCCUUCAAGGUUGAAAGAAUUGGAAUUCUGUWCUCAAGAUAUUGAAAAUCACGUUCCCUGUUUUCRUGUUUCGGAUAACCCUGGCUCGGGGUAUUCYGAUCGUUAUUGUGCGCGGGAACCAAAGCAAAAUUGCAUUGUGCUACCUCCUGUGAAGUACAGGAUUCCUCUUAGAUGGCCCAGCGGAAGAGAUGUAAUCUGGUUUGCAAACGUAAGGAUUACAGCUGAGGAAGUCCUCUCUUCAGGAAGCUUGACCAAGAGAAUGAUGAUGCUGGAGGAAGAUCAGAUUUCCUUCCGUUCCGACUCUUCCAUGUUUGAAGGCAUAGAAGAUUACUCCCACCAAAUUGCAGGGAUGAUUGGGCUAAGAAAUGUAUCUAAUUUCAUACAAGCAGGAAUAAGAACUAUUCUCGAUAUUGGAUGUGGUUAUGGUAGCUUUGGAGCUCAUCUCUUUUCGAAACAGCUUUUAACCAUGUGCAUGGCAAAUUAUGAAACAUCAGGCAGUCAAGUUCAACUAACACUCGAACGAGGUCUUCCAGCAAUGUUAGGUUCUUUUGCUUCAAAACAGUUGCCAUAUCCGUCUCUCUCCUUUGAUAUGGUUCAUUGUGCGCAAUGCGGUAUUGAUUGGGACCUACAAGAUGGUAUCUAUUUAAUCGAAGUCGAUAGAGUUUUAAGGCCGGGGGGAUAUUUUGUUUGGACAUCACCACUUACCAAUGCUGAGAGCUUCCUCCACAACAAAACCAAUCAGAAAAGGUGGAACACUAUUCGUGAUUUUACCGAGGGUCUUUGCUGGGAAAUGUUGUCACAACUAGAGAAAACCGUGGUAUGGAAAAAAACUAGUGAAUCAAGCUGUUAUCGUUYGAGGAAAUCUGGUUCAGGUCCAUCCCUAUGUGGUAAAGGGCAUUAUGUUGAAUCUCCAUAUUAUCGACCUCUCGAAGACUGCAUCGGUGGAACAAAAAGCUCUAGGUGGAUUCCUGUUGAAGAGAGGACAUGGCCUUCUAGAGCUAACUUAAACAAGAGUGAACUUGCAGUAUAUGGUGUACAAUGGGAAGAAUUUGCUGAAGAUUCCAUCAAAUGGAAAAUGGCUGUCAAUGAUUAUUGGCCUCUUAUGUCGCCACUGAUAUUCUCAGAUCACCCGAAGCGACCCGGGGAUGAUGACCCUCUGCCCCCAUAUAACAUGCUGCGUAACGUGCUAGACAUGAAUGCACGGUUUGGAGGUUUUAAUUCUGCCCUGUUGGAAUCUGGCAAGGAUGUAUGGGUCAUGAACACAGUUCCAACUACUGGAUCUAAUCACCUUCCGUUGAUUGUCGAUAGAGGCUUUAUCGGUGUAUUACAUGAUUGGUGUGAAGCAUUCCCUUCAUAUCCUAGAACAUAUGAUAUGGUGCAUGCAGAGGGUAUAUUGUCCCUUGAAGCCCUUCGACAUCGGUGCACCAUGCUAGAUAUGUUAACUGAGAUCGACCGGUUACUUCGUCCCGAGGGUUGGGUGAUAAUACAUGACACGACAAAUCUCAUUGAAUCGGCUAGAACGCUAACGACACAGCUGAAGUGGGAUGCCCGAGUUAUCGAGAUCGAGAGCGACAAUGACAAAAGCCUGCUGGUCUGCCAGAAACCAUUCUUAAAGAAUAUAGCAACUUCCUAGCCUGAGAAAUGUAUUAUUGUAUCAAUUUUCAGAGUGUUGAAAGAACCAUUUGAACCGAACACCUUCACAACAAGAGGGCAUCCAAAAUUUUGAAAAGAAGGAAAAAACCUGAGGAAUCAUACGGAGGAUCUAACUACAAGGUUUAUAUUUAUAGAGUCAUGUAAAGACAAUAGCAAAUUGUAGAAAAUAUAUUGAAAAAAGAAGUUAAAUUUACCAAAUAUAGUGGUAAUUACAUCAUA
Messenger RNA from Momordica charantia (bitter melon), 2644 nucleotides. RefSeq names its product putative pectin methyltransferase QUA2. Gene Ontology annotation, molecular function: methyltransferase activity. Gene Ontology annotation, cellular component: cytoplasm. The record is from RefSeq and is a predicted model, not a curated record. NCBI's taxonomy places the organism in Eukaryota, Viridiplantae, Streptophyta, Magnoliopsida, Cucurbitales, Cucurbitaceae.